Prinia subflava (tawny-flanked prinia) is the source of this 3567-nucleotide messenger RNA. It is a transcript of the gene PHLDA3, whose product is annotated as pleckstrin homology like domain family A member 3. Gene Ontology annotation, biological process: positive regulation of apoptotic process; negative regulation of phosphatidylinositol 3-kinase/protein kinase B signal transduction; intrinsic apoptotic signaling pathway in response to DNA damage by p53 class mediator. NCBI's taxonomy places the organism in Eukaryota, Metazoa, Chordata, Aves, Passeriformes, Cisticolidae. Gene Ontology annotation, molecular function: phosphatidylinositol phosphate binding. Gene Ontology annotation, cellular component: plasma membrane. The coding region runs from base 4 to 744 and encodes 246 amino acids. The record is from RefSeq and is a predicted model, not a curated record. The transcript has 2 exons.
GCGAUGACCCCCGAGAAGGUGCUGAGAGAGGGGGUGCUGGAGAAGCGGAGCGGGGGCCUGCUGCAGCUCUGGAAGAAGAAGCGAUGCCUGCUGACAGAGAAGGGGCUGCAGCUUUUCGAGCCCAAGGGCUCCCGGCGCAAGGAGCUGAGCUUCGCCCGCAUGAAGGCUGUGGAGUGCGUGGAGUGGAAGGAGCGGCACAUUUACUUCACGGUGGUGAUGGACAACAGCCUCGAGAUUGACUUCCGCUGCGCACAGGAGGACCCGGGCUGGAACGCCGAGAUCACCAUGGGGCUCGUGCGCUUCAAGAACCAGCAGGCGAUGCAAGAGUGGUGCAGGUGGACGCAGCCCCGGUGGGACAGCCCAGGCAGUCGCAGCUCCCCAGGAGUCGGAUGGAGAUGGCCCUCGGCUCAGCAGGUGCUGGGGAGAACGGAAUCCCUGUGGGCAAGUGAGGUCACCGCUGUGCAGCCCGGGAUGAGGACAGUGGCCCCGGGGAGGCUGGUGCCGGCGCUGGCUCCCCCCAUGCCGGGGCAGGACAGAGGCACUGCAAGAGCUGGGCUGGCACAGCCAGCUCCACUUGGCACGGUGGGGCAAAGGACACGGGCAGGGCCACCACCUGGCACUUCAGACAAGGCAGGAGGUGACAUCCCUGCCUGGGGCCCCACCACCCUUCAUUCAGCAGACAUGCAGGACCUUGGUGCACUGGUGGGGACCCUAAGCCUCUCCUGUAGUACAGGGGAUGGAUGAGGCUGUGACUGAAGGAUCCGUGCCUUCAGUGCCACAGGGAGCUCUGCCUGUGUGACAGUGACACUGGGACAAAUGGAUGUGGCUGGGUCUCAAUUUUAAAAAGGGGCCAGAGUGCUGCUGCUGCAGCAGGGACCCCUCAGCAGGGCACUGAACCAAUGGCAGGUGACAUGGCUGUGCUGCUGGACGUUGUCUCACCUUGGGAUGUCCUUGGGCUGUUGGGCAAUGCUGGGGACCCCAAUUCCCUGUACCAAAAGUUUCCCUAAACAGGACUUUCAGCUUCUUACUGUGGUGUUGCUUUGAUUUGUGGGACCCCAGAGGGCACGCGAGAGCACAAAUCCUGCACAGAGCUUUGCCAGUCAUGACCCUAAACCAGCAUCCCCAAAUGCUCCAAAGCCCCCCACUGGCACCCCGAGGCUCCCUGGUCACCAAUCCCGCUGUGCCUGUGUCCCCAGGGUGGUUUGUGUGCCAGUGGCACAGGAGCAGCGCUGUGGCUCUGCAGCAGGGAAGGGAUGGCCCUGCCCCGACAGGCAGCGCAGGCAGCAGCACUCGGAGCCACCGGUGCGCUCCGCAAGCCGGAGCCUGAACCCAGCCCAGAGCCGGAGGCGCUGCAGAUCCUGCUGGAGAUUCCCCGGCUGCGUGGGAAUCAUGGAGCGUGGUGUCCUCAUGCCCCGGGCUGCCACAGCUGGCCCCAGCUGCACCCUGUGGGGCCCAGCGGGUCCCUUCCCCCUGCCAGGGCAGCGCCGGGUGGCUUUGGGGAUGGUGGCAUGGCCAGAGGCAGCUUGUAGUGCAAGGGCAGGUUGUGCAGAAACAGGCACUGGGGGUUUCCACCCCACAAAGCCUCCUUGGCCAGCUGGUGCUCAGAGCUGCAUUUACUGAGACCCCCGGCUGGCAGUGGAGGGGGAGGGGGCCAGGCUGGGGGGUGCAGAUGAAGUCGGACCCAAACCCUGCACAGACAGCGCUGCACCAUCCCAGAGUCAUGAUGGGGACACAAGGGGCUCCAGGGAUGGUGGGAUCCUCCCCAGGACAUGCUGCAGGUGUGGUGCCCUGUGUGGACAAGCCCCAGACCAGGUCCCUGCACUUGUGUCAAGAGGGGAUGGGCUAGUCAGGAGGAUGCUGGUGCUUACACAGCAUUUCCAGGGCAAGGGUCAUUGUCCUGGGGUUUCCCCUAAGUCCCCAGCUCCAGAGUCAGGGGAUCCAGUGAGGCUCAAUCAAAGCUGUGUGAGCAUCCCAAGCUUGGGCCGUGGUGGGUGCAGGGUGGGGAGAGCAAGGGGAUUCCCCAAAUUACCAGUUUUAUCCAGUGUAAUUCCAUUUUUUCAAUUUUUCUGCUCUCUUGCUCCUGUAAAUAGGUAUUUUCUGUUUUCCAACUGCCAGCAAGGAACAUGCAGAGAAAAUGAUCAAGGAGGGUGUGUAAGCUCCCGGACACUGAUGAUGAGGCAGCAGUGAGGCCUCAGUACCCGAGAGCUGGGGAGGCAUUCAGGCAGUCAAUGGAGGGAGAGGACAAUAAGAGAACACAAAUCCCUGUGUCAGCGUUUCAGGUCCAGGCAUGGGGAAAGUCAAGCUUUUCCAUCCUCAUCUUCAUCCAGACCAGCACACAUCCAGGGUCCCUGCCUGAGCCCCAUAACCUCCAAGGACUUCAGAGGUCUGCAAGCCUUCAGGUUUGGGAUUUUCUUCUGAGCAGACACCCACACCUACCUGACCCACCCUCAGUGGAUCAGGGGCUGGGGGUCAGAGCCCAGCCACCGGCGUGGGGGUGGAAGGUGUGGUGGCUUCAUCUGCCGCUGGGAGGGCUGAAUGUCUCUGCAGAGGAAAAGUCACUCUGAGACUGAAAAACAAAUAAACAGCCCACAGACCCAGCCAGGGAGUGGAGCAGGGCCAGGGCCAGAGGCUGGAGCAUCCCCCAGCACCAGGGACGUGAUGCCAGCACACUCCCAGGCAGCCUGGAAAGCAGGAGAGGACCCACGGGAAGCAUUUCUCACCCCCUGGAGGUGGAGAAAGUGAGGCACAACAUGGGAUGGGGGGUGGGUUUGUGGCCCCUCAGGCCCCUCCAGUACAUGGGCUCCAGUGGUGAGGAGGGGCUGGCCAGACCCCCCUGAGCCCCAGGGAGAGCCCCAGAGAGGAGAGAGGUGCCCCGGAGCACCUAGAGUUCAAAGGCAGAGCCUGAAAAUCUGGCUCUGCUGCUCCCAGCCCGCAGUGCCCCUGCUCCAGCAGCCAUCCCCAGAAAUCUCUGAGGGUGCCCUGGUGCCAAGGCUGCUCUAUGGGGCUGCCCCUUGCCCCCCACCCUGGACAGGGGCUCUGCCAGCACCCACAGAGACUGGCACCCUCCCUGCAGCACCACGAGGUGCACUGGGUGCAGGGGAGAGGAGUUUUUUCCACCUGAUGACAUCCCAGGUCUGGCUUUGGGAUCAGUUUGGGGCUGGCUGGACACUCUGAGUGCCAGGGAGGGCAGUGGGGUCCCAGUGCUGAGACAGGGAGGUGCAGCCUGAUGGUGGGACCCUGUGUGGGACCUCUUCCAUCACCAAGUGCCCUGUGGAGAGGCUGGCACUGCCCCACUUCUCCUGGGAUCAUCCCUGGGCUUUUGCACGUGGUUCCUCUUUAGUUUUAAAACCAAAAAAACAAAAACAACAAAAAAAAUCCCAGCUGUAGCAAGUAGCAUUCUGCUUUUUGGUUUUAAGUCAACUGUCCAACUUCCUCCAGAUGCUCCUAAAAUGAUGUCAUUGUUGGCCACCCUUAAUUACAAUUCCUAAAUCACUGGAUCUUGGUUUGUGACCCAGCACCUGCCCAGAGCUCUGCUAUGCCUGUGUGUCCACGCUGCAGGGGAGCAAA